Molecule: messenger RNA, 1955 nt
Organism: Cheilinus undulatus (humphead wrasse)
Lineage: Eukaryota; Metazoa; Chordata; Actinopteri; Labriformes; Labridae
Gene: vamp5
Product: vesicle-associated membrane protein 5
Exons: 3
Coding region: 283-588 (101 amino acids)
Biological process (GO): vesicle fusion; vesicle-mediated transport; SNARE complex assembly
Cellular component (GO): plasma membrane; SNARE complex
Molecular function (GO): syntaxin-1 binding; SNAP receptor activity
Source: RefSeq, a predicted model, not a curated record
UCCUGGACUACCGUGAACACAUCACAGUCUCAAGUCCUGAAGAUAACAGGGGCGGUUGAGAGAAGUGAAAGCGGCAGGGACGAGCUCUCAGUGGACGAGGAUAUCUGCGAAACCGACGGUCAGAAAAUACUGCUGUCCUCUCAGAAAGCAAAGUUUUACUCUCAGCAAGGUUAAAAACUCCAGAGCUUGUUUGCUGUGUUUCCUGCUUCUGAGGUUAAGCGGAGUCGCUCUUUAAAUGCAUUCUGUUCGGUGACUACUGCUACAGAACAAGACGACACAGACAUGGAAAAUGGGAAGAGCCGCCUGGAGCAGGUUCAGGAGGAUGUGGAGGAGGUGAAGGGCAUCAUGCUUGAAAACCUAAACAAAACUGAAGAGAGAGGUGACAAAUUGGAAGACCUGGAGAAUAGGGCUGAUGUCCUGUUGGCAAAGAGUAAAAAUUUCGAAAAGACUGCAAAUCAGGUGAAGCAAAAGAAGAGGUGGGAGAACAGGAGGAUGAAAGUGGUGUUCAUUGCAAUCGGAGUGGCAGUUGGCCUCGUCAUUGUUGGACUUAUAAUCUUUGCCAUUGUUAACAGCACAGGAGAACAGUAAUGUGAUAGAAAUGACAUCUGAACUGAGCGACAUGAUGAGGAUGAAGAGAAGAGCAAAAAUGUGUACAGACGUCUGCAACUCACUGAACUGCUAAGUGUCUGAAAUAGUUGAAAUAGUGAGUUUCUACUGUAUCUAUUUAGGGGUCACUAUCACCCCAGUCCUGCUUAGUCCUCUGUUGAUAUGGUACCAGCGAUUGAUCGGCUGCAUCUUAAUAGUCAUAAGCACAAAUCAUGAUGAGGAUCAGAUCUACGUCAGAACUGACUGCCCCCGACCCCUGUUCCCGUCCCCAGGUGAAGCUAAUGAGUGAAAUGUCAUAUUCUGACUAAUAUUAUUAGACUGCAGCUUUUCUAAUUUAUAGUACAGAGGGAUUUAACACAAGGCCACAUUAAAAAAAUGAACAUUUCUUCUUGGUCGUCAGAAAGUUUCAAAUCAGAAAAGAUUAACUGGUAUUCUGUCCCAUCAAAUUUCCUCUACAAAAAAGUCUGCUUCAUUAAAAUGUCAAUAAAUCUGUUACAGAGUGUCAUGAUCUCUACAUGUCUGCGUACAGAUUUAUGUCCUGAAAUAUUCAUGCGUUGCUUAUGUUUGGUGUUUUGACUUUGUAAGUGAAAACAAAUAGUUAAUCACUUUUGUGCUGAUUGUUUUUUUUUUUUUUUGUCAUUCAUAAAGGAUUCACAUAAAUUUCUGACUUUUGAAAGUCUGCUUUGUUUCAUGACCACUGUAAUACAGAACAGAGACAGAGACAGGCUUUUCACAGCAUGUUCUUGUUGUUUUCAAUGUUCUGGGAAUGUUAUGACUCAGUGAAAUAUAACAAAUCCUCCGACAACAUGUAAUAACAGAGUGUGUGUGUUCAGUGAUGUAAUGAAAGGAGAUAAGUUCAAAGAGCCAGCUGGAGUCAAGUCUAUUAAAUGAUAAAAAAAAUAAAACCCACAAUUUUAAUACUGAAGCACCAAAGCACUCAGAUUGAUCUGAUUUAUGUCACUCCUAAAAUAUGUAAACACCCGCAUGCUGUCCAACUUUUUAAAAGGAUGUAUUUUUUUGCAAGUUGGACCGUGUGCGGGUGUUUACCUUUGAACUGUUUGCUGGAUACCCUGCCCUCCGACGCACCUGUCCUGAGAAAUAGGUGUGUGAAGUAACCUUUCCAUAGUGACUCCUAAAAUAUGCCCAUAUAAACCUCUUUAUGAUGAUGAUGACAAUCAGCUCAAAACAACCAAUAGCAACAGUAAGAUAAGCUCUUUGACAUUGGCAGAGAUUUGUUGUUUUUCAUGGGUGCAACCCACAUACUCAGCUCUGCUCCCCAUCCCACAAAUACAUGUUCCUUACAAAUAUGGCACUAUUUUAAAGGGAAAUAAACAGGCUUCCCAACUGUG